AUAAAGAUUCCUACUUAAAAAUGUCAAUGUAUCUAUUUGCUUCUGUAGAACUCUAGAAAAAUAGGUGUUUAGUAGAACCAUGGUCAUCAACAGGGAGAGGAGAAAAAUCUAGAAUAAAAGGAUUCCCAUAGUCUCAUUUCUUCCAUAACUUUUGAGAAUAAUAUCAGAGAAAAGGUAUCAUGCACUGAGCAUGUUGGACUAUAAAUAUGAUGGCAUGAUAGUUCUAAUUUACUCACAGCAUAAGCAAGAAAUCCAUUCUUUAAACCUGACCACAAUACCUCAUUCAUCCCUCAUCUGCCUCAGUCUUUUUUGUAUUUUGUAUACUGAAUACAGCCCUUCCAUCCUCUCAAAAUCUAGAACUGCAAAAAUUCUAGCUAAUUUACAAGCAAUGGAUGUUGUAAACCGAUUGGUGGAACAGAAGCCUUUGGUAAUCUUUACCAAAAGCUCUUGUUGCAUAAGCCACUCAGUGAUGCAGCUCAUUAGUAGUUAUGGAGCAAAUGCAGAAGUCUAUGAACUGGAUAACAUGUCCAAUGGGAAAGAAGUAGAUAAAGCGCUUCAAAGACUAGGGCUUCGACCAAGUGUUCCAGCUGUUUUCAUAGGCCAAAAGUUAGUUGGUGGAGCUAAAGAGAUUAUUAGCCUGCAGGUUCAAGGAAGACUUGUGCCAAUGCUUAAGGAGGCAGGAGCUUUAUGGGUUUAGAAUAACAUUGCUUACGUAAUAUUUCUUAAUAUUCUAAAUUUGUCCUGUAGAUACUACUAUAUUUUCAAAACUUGUAACCAAGAAGGAACUAGCUUCUUCUUUUUCAUUCCUUCACACAUGUUUUUCAUUAUUGGAUAAAAAGUUGUUUACAUGUA
Molecule: messenger RNA, 852 nt
Organism: Chenopodium quinoa (quinoa)
Lineage: Eukaryota; Viridiplantae; Streptophyta; Magnoliopsida; Caryophyllales; Amaranthaceae
Product: monothiol glutaredoxin-S1-like
Exons: 1
Coding region: 191-697 (168 amino acids)
Source: RefSeq, a predicted model, not a curated record